This is a messenger RNA of Chara braunii, 1166 nucleotides long. NCBI's taxonomy places the organism in Eukaryota, Viridiplantae, Streptophyta, Charophyceae, Charales, Characeae. The record is from the annotation of a GenBank genome assembly.
GGCCGGUGGGCCGUCGAUAAAUCGAAUCGACAGCCCGCGCUGCUUCGAGAUUUGGGCGGCCGGCGCGGCGCGCAGUGCCUAAGUACUGGUGGUUUAACCGGAGAAGGAGAGUGAAAAUGUCGUACAGCUCGUACGGCUACCAUUCGAGAUCAAAACUGUCAUCUUCGAGGGGGGGAGAUCCGGUCAAACGUCUGAAGCAGAGUCGGGAGCUACAGAAUGCGGUCGAGGAUGAAAGACGGAGAACUGUGUUAGACGAGGCAAAGAAGAGGGCCGCAGCACAGCAUGUCGAUUACGAGACAUUUCAGGCGAUUGUUUCCGCCGCCCAUCUAAAACCAGUGGGGAGAGAUGAAUUCAACACUGCAUAUCGAUCGAGGAGAGCUGCCCCCCCAGCGUGGUCCUUUGGCCUGUGGGAUAUCRUCGACGGCACCCCAGCUGGUAAAUCCAAGGGGGGGGGUCAAGAUGGAUCGACUUGUGAAUCUAACGGGGGGGGUGAAAAUGAACCCCCUGGUGGAUCCACCAAGGGGCCUCAAAGUGGAUCCACUGCUGAAUCCAAGGGGGGUAAAUAUGGAUCGACUAGUAAAUCCCAAGGGGGGGGUCAAGAUGGAUCGACUGGCAAUUCCAAGGGGGAGGUUCAAGAUCAUGGGUCAGCUGUCAAAUCCAAGGGUCGAGAUGGAGCGACUGCCAGUGGUGAAUUCAAAGGGCCCCGGGAACGGCGGGAAGGUCAAGAUGGACCGAUGGGUGAAUGCAAAGGCGGGGGUCAAGCUGGAUCGGCUUUUGAGUUCAAGGGUCGAGAUGGAGAGACUGAUGAAUCCAAGUGUGGGGGUCAAGAUGGAUCCACUGGUUAAGUCCACGGGGUGGGGUGGGCAAGACGAAUCGACUGGUAAUUCCAAUGGGGGGGUCCMAAAYGGAUUGGCUGUCRAAUCCAAGGGUUGAGAURGAGCGUCUGGUGAAUCCAAGGGUCUAGAUACUCUAUCCGUUCCCUAAGGCCAAAAACAGGACCGAGUUYGUGUGGUUGAAAGUCAAGUCGACGACUCGACGCUCGUUGAACCUGGUGCAAAUAACAAGUAGAGGACUUGAGACUUGUUCCGGAGGAGAAGGGAAGGAGUUGUAACCCAGGUCGGAAAAAGAGUAUAAAACUACUAUAUAAAUAAAGUAGGAAGAGUAGA